UGCCAUGGUGAUGACGCUUAUCAACGCAAAACGGUCGCGUACUAAGGGCAUCCGCUACUUGCGCAGUUUAUAUUAUUUAAGUAGCUCAGGGAGAUCUGACAGGAACACAGCCGACCGAGGCAAGCCGCUGGCAGCAUCACCAACAUGACCUGCAAGGUGGAGUGCGCUUAGCCGCUGCGGCUAGCCCGUUCAACCACUAUUUAUUGCGCUUUAGAAGCUUCUUGACGGCCACGUAAUUUUUGGUGAAAGGUUCCAGGGGUGGUGAGGAUCCAAACAGAUAUCGCCAUGGCCUCGGCAAACGUAACUCUGGAGAAUCAGCUGCACAGUGCUCAGAAAAACCUGCUUUUUCUGCAGCAGGACCAUGCUAACACACUAAAGGGGCUACACGCAGAGAUCCGCCGAUUACAGCAGCAAUGCACAGAUUUGACAUAUGAGCUCACUGUGAGAAGCUCCGAUCCAUCAGACAGCAGCGAGGAACGAUGCAGGGAGCUGCAAAGGAGGUGUGAGGAGCUGGAGGCCCAACUUAAAAAGAAGGAGGAGGAGAACACAGAGCUGCUCCGGGACCUGGAGCAAAAGAACGCCAUGAUUUCGGUCCUGGAAAACACCAUCAAAGAGCGGGAGAAGAAGUACCUGGAGGAGCUUAAGAUGAAGAGCCACAAGCUGGCCGUGUUGUCUGGGGAGCUGGAGCAGAGGGCAAGCACCAUCGCUUACCUCACCUCGCAGCUUCACGCCACUAAGAAGAAGCUUUUGGCCGGAAGUUCCUCCGAGGCGAGUCCCAACGUCAGUCCCAUCAGCUCCUACAAGCCGACACCUCCCCCCGCCAAGGACAGGCAGCCUGAAACCCCGCGUCGCCGGAUGAAGAAGAGCCUCUCCCAGCCUCUUCACCCGGAGCUAACGGAGGUGUACCGCCUGGGCCCGGACGGCAGGCGGGUUGUCCUGCGAGAGCCGGUCGACGCCAUGCCCGACCCGACGCCGUUCUUGCAGGCAGGCCGGGAGUCUCCCGACACGCAGCAGGUAGUGCGUGAGCGCCCCGCAGUCAUCCCUCCCAUCGCCUCCGACCGCUCCCCCAUUCCUCGCCUGGGCGCCGCGGCCAGCCCCCGACACAGCCCGGCUCGGGAGCGCCAGCACAGGGCCCACGUGGGCGUGGCGCACCGCAUCCCGCACGGCACCCCUCCCCUCGCCCCGCCGCAGGCCGAGCUGGAGACGCUGGCAGUGGAUCAGGUCAACGAGGACAAGGUUCUGCAGAAGCGCUCGGAAGCCGAUAGGACAGUUUAACACUGCAAUGCUGCACCUGCGCAUUAACACAGAUGCACAUCUAGGGCCAGAUGCAUAAAACUCUGGUUUUACGACUAAAAGGAGCGUGACCACAAAGGCAAAAAUGUGUUUAUGCAUUCUGUUUGCCAUAUUUAUAAAGAGUGCCUUGCAGAGGUAUUCAUACUGCUUGAACUUUUUCAGAUUUGAUCACGUCAUAACCGCUAACUUCAGUGUGUUUUAGCUGGAUUUCUGCCGCUAAAGCAGUGCAUAACUUUAGGAAAAUGAUACAUGGCUUUUUAAAAGUGUUUUCUAAAUAUUCUGAACAGUGUGGUUAAUAGUAUUAACCACACUGUUCCCAAAAAAACUCCCAAUGGGUUUUUUUUUGUACUAUUCACAUGCUCUCAUACUUUGCUCAACCUUAUGCUUCAUUCAUUGCAGCCUUUAAUAGGGACAAUUCCUUAUCACCCACCACAGCAUGAUAUUGCCACCACCAUGUUUAACCCUUGAAGUGGUGUGUUCAGGUUGUGCUGUUUUUCUGCAAUACAUCAGUGUUUUUGCAUGUCGAAAGUUCAGUUUUUGUCUGUUUUGUCGCCUUCCUGCAACAAAAUGAAUGAAUAUUGUAUAUUUUUAAAGAGAUUAAUUUGCACACGGGGAACUCUGCUUGGUCUGGAUUUGAUUUAGGGGUGUCCGAGUAUAGAGAGCCGAAUACAUAUGCAUGUAACGGUUUUUGUUGUUUUUAGAAACCGACUAUCAUUUUCCUUCCCCUGCGCAAUGGGGCAGAAAUUUUUGUUGACCUAUUGCAUAAAAUUCAAUACAAUACACCGAAGUUUGUGAUUUUACUGUAAAAUGUAAAAAAAAAAGAAAUAGUUCAAGGCAUAUGAAUACCUUUAUCAGGCACUGCGGGAUGUGCUUCUGUCAGUACAUUCAAAUCAUUUUGAAAUUUUACACUCAUGCACUUCCUUCAUACUUUAACCCCAUUUCUGGCUUAAAGUAUGGAGGAAAUGUGUUUAGUCUCGGCUGUGAGCCCAUGAACACAACAAAGCCUGAAUCAAAAUUUGUUACAUAUGCAACUCCACUUUCUAAGUUCAAAGCAACGAACCUCGACGGAAGGAAAAUAGAAACAGUAUUGCACAUGUGGGGCUUUAAAGCACACAAGCCUACAUAUCAUCCUCUGCAAGAAGCGAAAGCAGCAAAAAUAAUGGUUCUAUUAAAGUCUUACCAAGGUCUUCCAACUCCUCCAGAUGAGCCUGCUUGUUUUAUUUUACCUCAAAUUCUGUUUUUGUGGUUUUAGUUGAAUAUCUCUCACACUGCACAUUGCUCUUACAUACAUACACAUCCAAUGUGUAGAGAAGGGUACAUGCAUUGUGUUUGAGUUUUGCACUAUUUAUGCAUCUGACCCUAGCAUAUACACACUUGCUUACACUGCAAGAACAGCGAAGAGCCUGAACCACUGUGCAGCCUGCUUUGUACGCAACACAACGGUAUCAACAAAAGCGUCAUUUUGUGGUACUCCAUGAGGACCUUUAAGUUUUCUUCUUCUACGGUUGAAAUGGACUACUGUAAAGCACGCCAAAUGAGUUUUAUUAAUCUCCCAAUGAGUUGUUUGUGUUUUUUCUUUUUGUACUAUUCACAUCUUGACCUUUUUGCUUCGACCUGUCGGAUCUGUUUUAUGUGGUGCAAACAACCAACUCUCAGCCAAAUAUCUGCGUCAGUGCCUGCUUAACCGGCCUAGUCGUGCUCAAGCUGUGAAACGUAGUCAUGGCUAGAAGUCACCUUUACAUAUCUGGAGUACAGAGGAGGUAGCAGCAGUCUAUAUAGCAAGACGUCAGCAGCAGCUUCGUAGGAUAGAGGUGACGUAAUAACACUGCUGCUCCGUAAAUAUCUUUUUUUAUUCGGUAUCUGUGUACUCACGUGACCGUAGGUAGAAGCUGCGAUGUGUGUAACUGAAAUCAAAUGUGUCGGUUAUCGAGUUGAAGCUUUUCCUUUGCUUCGCAGAAUGGAGCAGCGCUGGACAUAUUUUAAUGCAAUAUGGAUAUUUAUAUCUAUCUAUAUAUAUAUAUCUAUAUAUAUGUAUGUAAGUAGGGAGUGUUUCUGCGUGUGUGAGCGAGGAGAGCGCGAGCAUGUCUGAGGAAAGAUGACAGGAUUUUGUUUAGGUUUGAACAAUAUUCAUUAAUGCUUUUUGUCGUACAAGGGCAUUUUUAAAACAGUGCUGGAUAUUGUGAUAUUACCAACUGUACUUUUUAAAAGGCUGUCGAUUUGUAAUGAGUUGUUUUUUUAAUUUAUUGUUUGUUAAUGACCCAGCAGGAAAAAGAAGAAAGAAAAAAAAAGAAAAUCAACAACCCUGAUGCACUCUGUACCUUUCACACCACCACAAUAAUGGUAAUUAAAUCUCUUAAUAGCCUGCUUUUCACAAUAAAAUCACUUAUCAUUAAAGAAAUCAAAUCAUUA
Gambusia affinis (western mosquitofish) is the source of this 3702-nucleotide messenger RNA. It is a transcript of the gene ccdc92, whose product is annotated as coiled-coil domain containing 92. The transcript has 5 exons. Lineage: Eukaryota; Metazoa; Chordata; Actinopteri; Cyprinodontiformes; Poeciliidae. The record is from RefSeq and is a predicted model, not a curated record. Bases 286 to 1275 code for a protein of 329 amino acids.